GUUCAAAGAUUUUCACGCCAAGCACGAAGCAAUAUUGUGCAGCACGUAAAAAAUGUUAUUCAUACUGAAUUCCUAGAUCUAGUGAAGCCCAAAACACAAAAUUGGCCCAUUAACAUGGAUGAUCUAUACUAUACCUAUCUUAAUCUAAUUAUUAAUCAUUCCUUUGCGAAUCCAAAUAUAGAAAAAAACUCCAUUGUAUUUGGCAUGGCUAUUGCACUAAACUACCUUGAUCUCUCAAAAGAGAUUAAUAUUGUACCAAGUAAAGUAGUCAAUAGAAUGAAUUAUAUUUUUGAAAAGAUGAAUAUUGCAGAUCAUGAAGAAUU
Messenger RNA from Racocetra persica, 323 nucleotides. Lineage: Eukaryota; Fungi; Glomeromycota; Glomeromycetes; Diversisporales; Gigasporaceae. The record is from the annotation of a GenBank genome assembly.